AUGGACUUCCUGCUGUGGCAGAACAGCGUCGCGAGCGUCUGCGGCGCGGUGGUCACGGCGCUGCUGGUGCAGGCCGCGUUCAACACACUCCGCUUGUUCUGCUCGCUCCUGAUAUUCGACUACCUAAAGAAAACCGACCCGGACCAACUGGACAAACUGGUGGCCAUCCCUGGCGACAUCAUGCAGCCGGGCUUGGGGCUCUCGGCCGCGGACCGCGCCACGCUGGAGGACGAGGUCAGCAUCGUCUUCCACUCGGCGGCUACCGUCAAAUUCGACGAGGUUCUCAAGGUGUCGGUCACCAUGAACGUCAAAGGCACGCAGUCACUCCUCCACUUGGCCAAGAAGAUGAGAAAUCUGGAGGCGUUCGUGCACGUGUCCACGGCCUACUGCAACUGCGACCGGUCUGUGAUCGACGAGAUCGUGUACCCCAGCCCCGCCGACCCCAAGCGCGUCAUGGAGAUGGUCGACUGGCUGGACGACGACGUGCUGGCCGACAUCACGCCGAGGCUGCUGGGCAACCGUCCCAACACGUACACGUACACCAAGGCUCUAGCGGAGAGCCUGCUCGUGAAGGAGAGGGAAGACCUACCGCUGGUGAUCGUCCGCCCCUCUAUCGUGACCUGCGCCUGGAAGGAGCCGAUCCCCGGCUGGGUGGACAACUUCAACGGGCCGACCGGCAUGAUCGCCGGCGCCGGCAAGGGCCUGAUGCGCACGCUGCUCUGCCACGAGGACCUGGUGGCCGACGUCAUCCCUGUGGACGUGCCCAUCAACCUGAUGAUCACGGCCGCCUGGCACACGGCCGUGCAUAGCCCGCGCCAGCCCAUCGUUUACAACUGCGCGUCGGGGACGAUUCAGCCGAUCCGAUGGCGCGAGGUGCGCGACUGGGGGCCUCACCUGCCAUGCCCUGACCAGACCCGAAGGCCCGACCUGACCGCACCCCUUGCCUCAGUGACCUGCGCCUGGAAGGAGCCGAUCCCCGGCUGGGUGGACAACUUCAACGGGCCGACCGGCAUGAUCGCCGGCGCCGGCAAGGGCCUGAUGCGCACGCUGCUCUGCCACGAGGACCUGGUGGCCGACGUCAUCCCUGUGGACGUGCCCAUCAACCUGAUGAUCACGGCCGCCUGGCACACAGCCGUGCAUAGCCCGCGCCAGCCCAUCGUUUACAACUGCGCGUCGGGGACGAUUCAGCCGAUCCGAUGGCGCGAGGUGCGCGACUGGGGCGUGCGGGAGCUGCGCCAGAACCCCAUGUGCAACGUGCUCUGGUACCCGGGCGGCAGUUUCACCAGCUCGCCCCUCUCCAACAAGUUCUGGGUGGUCGUGUGCCACUUCAUCCCGGCCUACAUCCUCGACGCAGUCAUCAUGAUGAUGGGCAAGAAGCCGCUGCUAGUGCGAAUCCACAAGCGCAUGCUGAAGGCCGCGGAGUGCCUGACCUACUUCACCACGCACCAGUGGACCUUCAAGUCCAACAAUGUGCUGGCCCUGCUCGACCAGAUGUCCGAGCAUGACAAGGAGGAGUUCCACUUCGAUCUGAAGGAUCUGGACUGGAAGAAGUACCUCGCCAUCUACUGCAUCGGAGUGAGGCGCUUCAUACUGAAGGAGGACGACGACAUGGAGCGCUCGCGUCGUCACUUGCGCAGGAUGUACUACGUGCAGGAGGGCUGCCGGCUGCUGUUCUUCCUCCUCACGUGGCGGGCCAUCCUGAACCGUUCAGACACGGCGCGCGCGCUGUGGUCGUCGCUGCUGGCGAUGCUGCGCAGCCUGCUGCCAGCCAUCGUCGCGCCCCUGACCAGCUAGUUCAACGCCCCGCUCGGCCAGCAGCCCCCGCGGUGCCGACAGCAACGCACACGCACUCGCACACACGAUGCCGGCACAUCAUUUACACAGGCGAGCACGCGCACACACACACGCACAAACGCGCACACACACGCGCGCGCGCACACACACACACAUGCAUACACACACAAAUACAUACACACACACGCACGCACAGACACGCACGCACGCACAUGCGCACUCACACACACACCGAAUUAUCGCCAUCACACGCAGACAACGCUCUCAGAACGCACAUACACUCUCUCCGACACCGGCCUAGCAUCGCAGAAACGCGAACGCAUCGACGCAAACAGUUCGCAGACACACACAAACACGCCCACAUGUCUGCACCGGAGGGGUAUGUGCACGCACUAGUCCAAGAACAUAAAUUGAAGGAACGUGAAACUGUGGUCCGUUUGCCGCGUGCCUCGCGGCUCGCACGCGGGCAGACACUGCGUCCCAUCCCUCAGCCACGACAAACUGGGAGGCCAGCUGGGGCCGAGGACGACUCCCUGAGGCCCGCUUCACGCCGGGGGCGGUCUUCUGAGCUCAAGAGUGCGAAAUCAAAACCGGCCCCAAUGACGGGAGCCGGGCUGCGAUGAAUGCAUGUGGUGGUGCUCGCGUGUGAGAGAGGCUUCUACUUCCCGGUAUGGGACGGCGCAAGAGGACAGCGUGGGCUAUGCGGUGCUUCAGGUGUGCUGUUGAAGAGCGCAGGGGAGUGCAUGGCACGUGCGGCACGGCAUGGCACGGCUCAUGGGAAUCAGCGGCCGAAGUGCUGAGAGUUGGGAGCGGCGAAAACCGUCAGGAAAAGCUGGAGCCAGAGUUGUGGCGGCAUCUGGCGGUCGUCCGCGCGGAAUGCGCCGCGUGCUUCGUUUUCUGCUCAGAGUUGAAAGUGGAGAGAAAUCCUUGUUGAGAAACGGAGCGCAUGCCUACGAAACGCAGCCGACCAAUGUUACUAGAUUUAAGCGGUUUACUUUAAGUCGUCCUCACGCUGCCAAUAAUCUUGCUCACUGUCACGGGUUACGUGCGUACGACUGGUCCGCUGCGCAUGUGAGUCCAGCAGCGAUGCCGCUAUCCUCGGUGCGGUGCGAUGUGUCAGCUGUUUAGCGAUAAAUGCCGGUGCCGGCCAGGUCAGCUGGGUUCGCGGCCUGCCGCCGGCGCGCCGCGCGCUUCACCUGCUUGUUGUUGACCUCCGUCCGAACCCAGGGUGCUCAUCAGCAGAGGCGGCGGCGCGGGAGGCGGCCGGUCGGACCCGGCCCGUCCCGCCGCCGCUCCGCUCCUCUGCUGUACAUACUUCCGUGCAAGCGCGCCGGCCGCGGUCGCGUUGGAUUUACUGCAAUAAAUCAGGACCCGACGAC
Messenger RNA from Pollicipes pollicipes, 3173 nucleotides. Its product is annotated as putative fatty acyl-CoA reductase CG5065. Lineage: Eukaryota; Metazoa; Arthropoda; Thecostraca; Pollicipedomorpha; Pollicipedidae. Gene Ontology annotation, biological process: long-chain fatty-acyl-CoA metabolic process. Gene Ontology annotation, molecular function: alcohol-forming very long-chain fatty acyl-CoA reductase (NADP+) activity. Bases 1 to 1794 code for a protein of 597 amino acids. The transcript has 12 exons. The record is from RefSeq and is a predicted model, not a curated record. Gene Ontology annotation, cellular component: peroxisome.